Molecule: messenger RNA, 1884 nt
Organism: Erigeron canadensis
Lineage: Eukaryota; Viridiplantae; Streptophyta; Magnoliopsida; Asterales; Asteraceae
Product: aluminum-activated malate transporter 14-like
Exons: 6
Coding region: 146-1738 (530 amino acids)
Biological process (GO): malate transport
Cellular component (GO): plant-type vacuole membrane
Source: RefSeq, a predicted model, not a curated record
AAAUAUAUGUAUUGUUUGUCAACAUCGCAUAUAUAGUUUUUCUUCAACAAUAGAAAUCUUGUUGAAUAUAAGUGAUCAGUAGAUGCACCUGCACCAUUGUCGUGUGUGGCCGGCUGUGUAUGAGUAGUAGUAGUCAAACACGAUAAUGACCGAUUUGAGCAAGAAAACGAAGAUUUACGUAGACAAGAGUAGGAGGUUUCCGGGUUUGGUAUGUCGAGAAGUAUGGAAAUUGGGUCGAGAUGAUCCGAGAAGAGCGAUCCAUGCACUUAAAGUCGGGUUUUCUUUGACAUUGGUAUCUUUGUUAUAUCUUAUAGAACCUUUGUUUAAAGGUGUGGGACAAAAUGCUAUUUGGGCUGUCAUGACUGUUGUAGUUGUCCUCGAAUUUACUGCUGUAAUUUUGAUAGGGGCGACGUUAUGCAAAGGAUUAAACAGAGGAUUCGGGACGUUGUUGGCAGCUUCAUUAGCCUUCUUCUUCGAGUUUAUAGCUAGAGAAUACGGCAAGGUUUUUCGUGCAGUUUUUGUUGGAGCUUCAGUUUUUCUAAUCGGCACGUUUACAACAUAUUUGAGAUUUUAUCCAAAGAUAAAAAAGAAUUAUGAUUAUGGCGUGCUAGUAUUCCUUUUGACAUUUAACCUGAUCACUGUCUCAAGUUAUCGCGUCGACGACAUCCUGAAACUAGCGCACGGGCGUAUGUCGACGAUAGCCAUCGGUUCUGGUCUGUGUAUCCUUAUGAGCAUUUUCAUCUUCCCACAUUGGUCAGGAGAAGAUCUUCAUAAUUUCACUGUUACCAAAAUUGAAGGCCUGGCAAAAUCAAUCGAAGCUUGUGUCGAUAAAUACUUUAAUGACGAAGAAAUAGAUAUGGACAUAGAAGAGCAAACAGAGGAUCCUAUUUACGACAAUUAUAAGGCCGUUUUAGAUUCAAAAUCCACCGAUGAAACCCUCGCCCUCCACUCGAGUUGGGAGCCGAGACACUCGUUGCCUUGCCACAAAUUUCCGUCGCGACAAUAUGUGAAACUAGGAGGCGUCCUUCGUCAUUUUGGGUACGGGGUUGUCGCUCUUCAUGGAAGUUUACAAACCGAAAUCAGGACUCGGAGAUCAGUAAGACUACUAUUCAGGGAUCCAUGCAUUCGCAUGGCAAAAGAAAUCAACGCAACUCUAACGGAGCUCGCCGGUAGCAUAAGAAACCGACGACAUUGCUCUCCGGAAAUCCUGACCGAACGUCUUCAACAAGCACUGCAAAACCUCAACAGCGCCCUAAAGUCCCAACCCAGACUCUUCCUCGGCCCAAACUGCCCUAACAACAAUUCCAACAUGCUAGCCUUAGUCGCCGCAACAGCAAGACAAAAAUCCUUUAACCACUUAACCAGCUUGAAAAAAACCGACUCCCCCAAAAAGUCCGGCUUGAAAACCGACUCACCAAGGAAAUCGGGCCUGAAAACAGAGUCCCCUAGGAUAUCAAAAGGUGGGACAGAAGCCGAGAAACGGAUUUUAAGACCAACAUUGAGCAAACUAACGAUCACAAGCUUGGAGUUCUCGGAAGCACUUCCAUUUGCGGCUUUUGUGGCUUUAUUAGUUGAGUUGGUGGCUAGACUUGAUGUUGUGAUUGAGCAAGUUGAAGAAUUGGGGAGAGUGGCUUGCUUUGCGGAGUUUAGACACGGGGAUGACGUGAUUUUGGAUGUCGAUAAGAGAACAUCAACAUCAACCGAGAUCAAUGUUCCUAAUGCUGCUGGAGCUGAGUGAGUGAUCAGCUGAUUUAAAGCGAAUAGCAUUACGUAAACGGUAUAAAUAUAUUAUUAUCUUUAAUUGAGACCAUCAAGUUAGUAAAAAGCGUAUUUUGUAAUCCUGGUUUUUGUGUAUAAAAUCGAUAUGAGAUGGUUGCUUGUGUA